This is a messenger RNA of Sinocyclocheilus grahami, 984 nucleotides long. Its product is annotated as transcription factor SOX-18-like. Gene Ontology annotation, cellular component: nucleus. The coding region runs from base 244 to 984 and encodes 246 amino acids. NCBI's taxonomy places the organism in Eukaryota, Metazoa, Chordata, Actinopteri, Cypriniformes, Cyprinidae. Gene Ontology annotation, biological process: angiogenesis; lymphangiogenesis; vasculogenesis. The record is from RefSeq and is a predicted model, not a curated record. The transcript has 2 exons. Gene Ontology annotation, molecular function: DNA-binding transcription activator activity, RNA polymerase II-specific; RNA polymerase II cis-regulatory region sequence-specific DNA binding.
ACAAGAACUAUAUAUACCGUCUGGAGUUACAAAACAUUAACAUCUGUGGGAUUUUAUACUUCUGAAACAUCCGAAAACAAAGAGUGCAGCCUUUUCUAGCUCUUUUUAUUUCUUUUUAUGAUUCCUUUUAUUUGGGUUACUGGUCAGUCUGUAUUUAAAGUAGCUUAAAGUAGCAUAGAGACGUCCUGGUGUUGCUUCAUUCCAAAGACAACAGCGUGCUUUAACCGUGGUGGUCUUGCUGGAAUGAAUAUAUCUGAGUCUAGUUGCUGUCAAGAGGCCAGUUCUCAGCUUAGCCUGGUUGCGGAGCGUGGGACAUGGGGUGCCUCUUCCAGCACUCCGGGCCCUGACCGGGCACAUGGUUUUGACCGCAGCCGGACCACAGAGCUGGCACCGUUGCCUGGCUCUGGAACACAGACAGGGUCCCGAACCGGAGGGGCCGAAGCAGAGGCCAGGACGAGAAGCCCGGACUCAACCCGUGCUGGAGCUCUGACCCUGGGCUCUGGUGAGGGGAAAUCAGGGGGGGAGUCGAGGAUCAGGAGGCCGAUGAAUGCCUUCAUGGUGUGGGCUAAAGAUGAGCGCAAACGUCUGGCCCUCCAGAACCCAGAUCUGCAUAACGCCGUGCUCAGUAAGAUGCUGGGUCAAUCCUGGAAGGCUCUAAGCACACUAGACAAGCGUCCGUUUGUGGAGGAAGCCGAACGACUGCGUUUGCAGCACCUCCAGGAUCACCCGAACUACAAAUACCGUCCUCGCCGCAAGAAGCAGCCCAAGAAGAUGAAACGAGUGGAACCGGGUUUGCUCCUCCAAGGCCUCGCUGGCGGCCCAGGACUAGGAGAAGCUUACUCGCUACACUGCCAUGCCCAUCAUCUGCUGCCUCCUCUGGGACACUUCCGAGACCUCCACCCCUCCAGAGCUCCAGAGCUGGAGAGUUUCGGCCUGCCGACGCGGGGUCAAUCUAGUGCAAUGUCUCAGAUGUGGCAUAUUUGA